AUGGCGACGGCAAACAAGGCCCUGACUGGGGGCGGCUGCUGGGCUGCUUCUCCCGCCGCCACCAUGAUUCCCCCAGCGGACUCUCUGCUUAAGUAUGACACCCCGGUGUUGGUGAGCCGGAACACUGAGAAACGGAGCCCCAAAGCUCGGCCACUGAAAGUCAGCCCCCAGCAGCCUGGACCCUCGGGUCCCGUCCCACAGCCACCCAAGACCAAGCUCCCUUCAACUUCCUGUGUCCCAGAUCCUACAAAGCAAGCAGAAGAAAUCUUGAAUGCCAUCCUGCCCCCAAGGGAGUGGGUGGAGGACACGCAGCUAUGGAUCCAGCAGGUGUCCAGCACGCCCAGCACCAGGAUGGACGUGGUGCACCUCCAGGAGCAGCUGGACCUGAAGCUGCAGCAGCGGCAGGCCCGGGAGACCGGCAUCUGCCCAGUGCGCCGGGAGCUGUACUCACAGUGUUUUGAUGAGCUGAUCCGCGAGGUCACCAUCAACUGUGCGGAGCGAGGGCUGCUGCUGCUGCGGGUGCGGGACGAGAUCCGCAUGACCAUCGCCGCCUACCAGACCCUGUACGAGAGCAGCGUGGCGUUUGGCAUGAGGAAGGCACUGCAGGCCGAGCAGGGGAAGUCAGACAUGGAGAGGAAAAUUGCAGAGUUAGAAACGGAAAAGCGAGAUCUGGAGAGGCAAGUGAACGAGCAGAAGGCAAAAUGCGAGGCCGUUGAGAAGCGGGAGAGCGAGAGGAGACAGGUGGAGGAGAAGAAGCACAACGAGGAGAUACAGUUCCUGAAGCGGACGAAUCAGCAGCUGAAGGCCCAACUGGAAGGCAUUAUUGCGCCAAAGAAGUGAUAAUUUCCAUGUGGGUCUCAGCAAGCACUAACGACCCCAUCAUAAGCCCUCUGUAAUAAAAAGCUAAUUUCUUGAGUGAAGAAGCCAUACCCCCACCCCUCAGCACCACCUACCUGUCAGAAGUCACACCACUGCCCCCAAGUGUGUGCAGCACCUCAGGUCUGACAGCCAGGCUCCAGGCUGGACAACAGAAGGCAGUGUAGCCCAGGUAGUCUCUGCACGUGGCCAACCUUGGCACUUGCCAACUCUGACAGCGAGGCUUAGAACUCACCCCUUGGCUGUGCCCGUCUCAGGUGGAGCGGCUGCUUUCUCGUUGUCUCUCCACCCUAUCACUUAUUCCCAGUCAUAGGAAGCUGGUUCUCUGCCCCAUUUCUGGUCAAUAGCUCGCCUUGUCCCUGAACCUUGCCCUGGGUUCCUCUGGACUGUCUUGUCCUUAUUUGAUGUCUUUUCAUCGUUCCUACUCCAAUGAAGUUCUAACACCUCAUUUUGGAGUUUUCAGUUGAUACCGUUUCAUCUUAUCCCUGCUCACCAAGUCACUGGGCCCUUUCCUCCCUGCCACUGCAUACUGCUGGGUAAGAGGCAAUGGCAGGGAGUCAAACCCACGAGUUUCAAAAAAAAGUGUCUGCUGGAAAGAAAUACAGGUCGAGGUGUCCACAGUGAGCUGCCUGGACCUUGCUCCUCCCCCACUGAUUGGAUCUUUUCACCUUACUCUGCAGAAAAUCAAACCUCAGCCCUACAACCCUCUGACUAGCCCACACCUCACAUGCAGUUCUCAUUAUUAUUAGUGACCAGGCCAUGAUGAGGGGACAACUGCAUUUUACUCUUCCUCAUAAGCUAGACUCAAAGUUUGGAGGCUCAGAACUCUUCUGGUUUCACAGACCCAGAAGACUAAAUUAGCAACAUAAAUCUGAUUCAGGGCAGACUAGCAAAAUGCCUAAGUUCCAUCAUUCAAACUUCCCAAGUAGCAUAACUAAGAAGGCACUAACAUCUUCCCUCGCUGGAAGGCGUUAGAUGCUCGGUGCUUCCAUGAAGAGGUGCUCGGACCUGACGCCUGUCUGGCGAGGGCUUCCAGGCUCCUUCAGAGAACUGCAGGCCAAGAGCUAUGUUCCACUGAGUCCAACAAGCCCUCUAUACUUUCAUCUCCAAUCUGAAGUCACAGCUUUCACCCUCAUCCAGGUGUCCCAAGGCAUCAGCCCCCAGACUGCAAACAGCCAGGCUGUGCCCCGUCAUCUUCCUGGGAAAGAGCUGUGGUCAGAGAAACGCUAGAUCCACAACUCGUUGACUGUAAAGCAGUCAUGCCCUAACCGGGUUCUCCUAACAGACCCAGUGAGGAAUAUCGCAAGCUGAUUUUAAAGCCUAGGCUCUGUACACAACAUCCAUAGUAUUAAAACAAAGAACAGUUCUAUUCCAAACUAAACCACUCAUUGCUAGUACAAAAGAAAUACCACACUCCGUAUUUUCUCGACCUCAGCCCUGUUUCGGUCAGACACUUUCAUGCCAGGGUUAUACUCUUAGGAACUCAGAGGACUGACUCAUUUGUCAGGAGUUCUAGUGGACUCCAUCACUGAAAUCCUUGGGGGUGAGGAGCUCUCUUUACUUUCACUAGUACUGGUGGGUGGUUUCAACUGUCCAAUUUCAGAACAGAUGCAUCAUGGCCUUUGAAAUGCCAACUGGGCAUGAAGAAAAUGAACAGUUUCUAGCUGCAUAUUUUUGUAUAAUUUAAUAGACAGCUUUUAACAC
Capra hircus (goat) is the source of this 2580-nucleotide messenger RNA. RefSeq names its product dynein axonemal light intermediate chain 1 (gene DNALI1). Gene Ontology annotation, molecular function: dynein heavy chain binding. Gene Ontology annotation, cellular component: filopodium; axoneme. NCBI's taxonomy places the organism in Eukaryota, Metazoa, Chordata, Mammalia, Artiodactyla, Bovidae. The record is from RefSeq and is a predicted model, not a curated record.